AUGAAUGAUCUGAUAUCCACAAAGGUUCCUUCAUGUCUUGCCAGACCUCCAUGCCUCUCUGAAGACUCGAUGAUAUCAUUGAAAUCUCCCGUGAGGGGCUUAGCACAGGAAGAGCUUGGUUCACCUCUGUUGGCUAUUGGUCCUGUAGUUGGUGUUCUUCGUUUAGAGGAGGUCUACCUCUUUUCUUUUUUGAGCCUGACUCUCGUCCUUGUGAUUCUUCAGGGGGUGGGAGGGGAGCAGCUUGGAUUUCCUCCCCAGAGCGACUGGUUGGAGCUUCACCAGCAGCAAGCACUCUCCGUUGGAUCUGCACAAUUUAUAUAUUGCACUGUAACUUCUCUGAGUUCUCCAAGGACUUCAUCCGUUGUGGGGAUAGGGGGAGGAGGGGGUUGGGUUACUUCCGCGGAUGAGAGGGUCCUCUCUAGGGGAGGCCACCUUGAUUUGGAUGUUUCUGAGUUCUCAGGUCUCGCAGAAUUUUCUCUCCAAGCUCGAGUUGACCUUUGGUGGUCAUCAUCACGACUACGAUGGAGUCUUUCAGAUGUUUCUCGGGUGUAUCUCUCCAAGAGCUUCACUGAUAAGGUGGAGCAUGGCUGGUUGCCAGUAGUGUUUUGGGAGUCCUUGGACCUCGACCCAGAAGGGAAUUUGCGAGGGAAAAGAGUCGGAAAUGGUUGGUUCCCACCGUUGUAAGAUUACCAUCCAUUGGUCAUAGUAAGCUGGAAACAUCCUUUACCCAGAUCUGACCCUGUUACUUUUCCUUUUAGGUCCCAGCGGUUUGAGAAGAAAGGGAACAUGGUCCAGAGGCGCUGGUUUGCCGGGUUGGUAAGCAUUCCCAUCCGGGUAAGAGCAUUAGCUUCGAUGAGGUGGCUUGUGUCCAAUUCUGGAGCUUUGAGGCGUUUUGGGGAAGGGGGGAGAAGACUCCAUCCACCCCUUUCCCUUUCAGGUGGUAAGGGAAUUUUGUAUUCAUGGUGGUUAAGCUUUCUCAGAUGAGUUAGGUGGGGUUCGGUUAGGGUUACUUACCAGACGGUAAGAUUUUUCGACCAGUGGUGCAAGGUGUAAAUAAGAUAAAGGUGAGAGGAGGAACAGAGAGGUGAAAGAUGGAUUCCCGUACCAGAGUUGCAGAGAUGAGGAAGGGAAGCCAAUGCGGAGCUCUUCAUUGGACGGUGAAGAUUUGGUGGUUUGGGGCGGAGGGGUUGCCGGAAGGACGUGAAAGACCGACGGUAGGUUUCAUCAUUCGGCUACGGACCGCAUGAUAUUACUGUUUUUAGUAAGAAGUAAUAGGUAAGAUCCGCUUAUUUGAAAAAUCUUCCUAGGGACUCGUGUCUGGGAGCUUUUUUUUUUUAUUCAUUUAGAUUUCUCAUUUGAAAAAAUU
This is a messenger RNA of Camelina sativa (false flax), 1366 nucleotides long. The record is from RefSeq and is a predicted model, not a curated record. Lineage: Eukaryota; Viridiplantae; Streptophyta; Magnoliopsida; Brassicales; Brassicaceae.